Messenger RNA from Anguilla anguilla (European eel), 2300 nucleotides. Its product is annotated as ceramide synthase 2-like. Bases 97 to 1242 code for a protein of 381 amino acids. Gene Ontology annotation, cellular component: membrane. Gene Ontology annotation, biological process: ceramide biosynthetic process. Gene Ontology annotation, molecular function: sphingosine N-acyltransferase activity; DNA binding. NCBI's taxonomy places the organism in Eukaryota, Metazoa, Chordata, Actinopteri, Anguilliformes, Anguillidae. The transcript is spliced from 12 exons. The record is from RefSeq and is a predicted model, not a curated record.
CAACAGGAGGACUGACCGAUUGGCUGUUCUUGGCGGAGAACCGUUGCCUUCCAUCACCGGCGGACACGAAUAAAAAGGUGGACUCUCUGACUGAACAUGUUGGCGGGACUGAGCGACUGGUUCUGGCAGGAACGGCGGUGGUUCCCUGAAGGACUGGGCUGGGCCGACCUGCAGGACCGAGACGGGCGUGUCUACGCCAAGGCCCGCGACCUCUGGGUCGCCAUUCCCAUCGCAUUGGCGUUCCUGGCUGUCAGGCAGGCCUUUGAGAGGACAGUGGCAACCCCGCUGGCCUCUCUACUUGGGGUGCAAGAGAAAGUUCGACUCAGGGCAGCACACAACCCCACUCUGGAAUCAUACUACCGUAGCAAAUCCAAACAGCCCACACAGAGUUCGAUAGAGAGCUUGAGUAAACAGACGGGUCGCUCGGUGCGGCAGGUCCAGCAGUGGUUCAGGCGGCGCAGGAAUCAGGACAGGCCCAGCCUUCUCAAGAAAUUUCGGGAGGCCAGUUGGAGAUUUACGUUUUACCUUCUUGCUUUCAUUGCUGGCCUAGCUGCACUCAUCGAUAAACCUUGGCUCUAUGACGUGAAGCAAAUGUGGGAAGGAUUCCCUGUAUUGACCCUUUUGCCAUCUCAGUACUGGUACUACAUGAUUGAGCUGGGUUUCUAUGCAUCUCUGCUGUUCAGCGUAGCGUCGGACGUCAAGCGGAAAGACUUUAAGGAACAGAUAGUUCACCAUGUUGCCACUAUCACGCUGAUCAGCUUCUCUUGGUGCCUCAACUACAUUCGGGCGGGAACCUUGAUCAUGCUGGUGCACGAUGCCUCUGACUACCUGCUAGAGUCAGCCAAGAUGUUCAACUACGCAGGCUGGAAGAACACCUGCAACUACAUCUUCAUCGCCUUCGCCGCCGUCUUCAUCGUCACCCGUCUGGUCUUCUUCCCUUUCUGGAUCAUGUACUGCACCUGGGUGUACCCGGUGACUGUCUACCGCCCGUUCUUUGGGUAUUACUUCUUCAACGGGCUGCUGCUGGUGCUGCAGUGCCUGCACGUCUUCUGGGCCGUCCUCAUCGUGCGCAUGGCCAUCAAGUUCCUGACCAACAACGAGACCGUGGAGGAUGAGAGAAGCGACAGGGAUGAAACGGACGAGUCGGGGGACGAAGAGGAGGAGGAAGAGCGGGAGAAGAAGAACGGGCCGGUGCAAAACGGCCACUCUGUCCUCAACAACAACCACUGCAAGACGGAGUGAUACCACACAGGGGAGACCAACGGCCAGAACAGAUAUCUCUCACGCGGAGUCCUGACAGAGGAAGAGCGCGAGAGGGUGAGAGGAUGAAGGAGGUGCUUCCACCUUCUGAGAAACAAAGAAACUGCUGAACACAGUGUACGCGUGUACUCUGGAAAAGUCAAAGGCACACACCCAUAGAUAGACAACUCAAAAACACCACCUGCAAUGAGCAUAACCGAAUGGUUGCGAAGGAUGUAUCACAUUGACUACAAAUCUUUCUCGGUUUCCUUCUGUCUCAGGAAAUGUGGGUGAUAAGAAGUCAUGGUGUUCACCAAAUUUAAGCUUUUUAAAAUAUGUUUCUUAACAAGUCAGUUUCUCAUCUUUCUCUUCAUUCACUUCUUUAUACCCGCUGCCCACGCCCCCAAUCCCUCCCUGUACAACUAGCUUUAUCUAUGUGAUUUAUAUCUAUGGUCAGGCUCAUUGACACUUCCUGCAUGCACAAUGCAGGAAGAGCAUGAAUUCCCUGAGUUAAUAGCUGUAUUAAUGCUGCUUAUUGAACUGCUUCUCAGCAAUUCCUUUGACUCCACCAGACUCAACAGUGCUGAGACCAAAGGUCCUGUUUAAACAGGAAAUCCCCUCUCCAUUCUCUUAAUUCAGUCUAGUGGAAUGGAGGCUGUGGUCACAUCUGAGCUACUGUUUAGCGCCAUGGUGUUCACAUCAGUUGAACUCCACUGCAGUCCUUUUGAGUGACAUUUCAGUGAUAUUUCAGUUGACAGUUACGUGCAACUACCGUAUAGUGCAACUACAACAGUAUCAGAUGCUUACCAUGUUUGCUGUGGCAGGCUAGAACAGGAUUCAAGGCUGUGGUAAUGGUGCUUAUGGUCUUUAGCUGUCAUUGAAGAAUUGUCAAAAAUGAAAUAGUGUUAACUUUUUUGUGAAGUAAAGAAAAUGCUGUCUUAUGUUACGUGUGUGUACCACCUUUGUGCAUCUUUGUCUUGGUCUCAAACACGAAAACCAAAAGCACACAGGUUGAAUUCAUUGUCAUUUAUUUUGUAGGGUUUUACAGAGGUCUGUGCUGU